This is a messenger RNA of Rhizophagus irregularis DAOM 181602=DAOM 197198, 2439 nucleotides long. RefSeq lists its product as uncharacterized. The record is from RefSeq and is a predicted model, not a curated record. Gene Ontology annotation, biological process: long-chain fatty acid metabolic process. Gene Ontology annotation, molecular function: long-chain fatty acid-CoA ligase activity. Gene Ontology annotation, cellular component: endoplasmic reticulum; membrane. Lineage: Eukaryota; Fungi; Glomeromycota; Glomeromycetes; Glomerales; Glomeraceae.
ACCAACGAAGCUUUUGAGGAAAAAAAGUAUGACCCAGCCGCCAACGAAGUACUCCGUUGAAUUGCCUGAUACUAGAAAGUCUGGCCAAACUGGAAUAUACAGAAAUGCUCUUAACCCGGAUAAUUUAACUGUUACGAUAAGAAAAGAAGUAACAACGCUAUAUGAGAAUUUCCAAUACUCUCUUAACGUUUCGAAAGACAGAAAUUGUAUUGGUUAUCGUUCUUAUAAUAAAUCGACGGGACAAUAUGGGUCAUAUUUAUGGCAAUCUUAUAAGCAAAUUGCUGAACGCAUAGAUAAUUUUGGAUCAGGGCUUUUGUAUUUAAAUGAAAAUACGGAUAAGAAUCUUAAAAAUAAGAAGAAUCCUAAGAAUUUCAAGGAUAAGCAAUGGACAGUGGGAAUUUAUGCUAAUAAUAGACCUGAAUGGUUUAUUACUGAUCAGGCCAAUUGCGCUUAUAAUCUUAUCACCGUUGCAUUGUAUGAUACUUUGGGACCAGAAACUGUGGAAUAUGUUAUAAAUCAUGCUGAGAUUCCAAUUGUUGUUACUGGUGCCAAUCGAAUUCCCGGAUUAAUUCAAUUGGCUCCGAAGGUUCCAAAUUUAAAAGUUAUUAUUUCAAUGGAUGAGUUAGAAGAUGAUUCUCCUGUACCUUUUGGGAGUACUACUACCGGAAAAGUAUUAAAAGCUUGGGCGGAAGACAAGGGAAUUGUAUUGUUGAGUUUUAGUGAGGUAGAAAAGCUGGGAAAGCAAUAUCCCCGAAAGCAUAAUCCCCCUUCUCCAAAAGAUCUCUCUUGUAUUUGUUAUACUUCUGGUACAACUGGAGUUCCAAAAGGUGUUAUGCUUACACACAGGAAUUUUGUAGCAGCAAUUUCUUCAACAUGCCAGCUUUGGGACGGAAAUCAAGAUGAUGUUCUUAUAUCGUAUUUGCCGCUGGCUCAUAUUUUUGGUCGUAUAUUGGAAUCAAUGGCAAUUUCAUUUGGUUGCAGUAUCGGAUAUUACCAUGGAGACGUUCUUACGCUUAUUGACGAUGUUGCCGAACUUAGACCUACAUUAUUCCCAUCGGUUCCAAGAUUGCUUACACGUAUUCAUGCUAAGCUUCAACAAGCUACGGUUAACGCUCCAGGAAUUAAGGGAGCAUUAUCAAGGAGAGCAGUGGCUGCUAAACUUGAAAAAUUGGAGACGGGACAAGGAUACACACAUCCCCUAUGGGACCGAAUUAUAUUUAACAAGAUUAAACAAAUAUUAGGGGGUCGUGUACGUGUGAUGAUAACAGGUUCUGCCCCUUUAGAUCCUGAAGUAUUGCAAUUUUUAAGAAUAGCCUUUUCAACCGAAAUUGUAGAGGGUUAUGGGCAGACUGAAGGUGUUGCAACUGCGACAGUUGGUCUUCGAGGCGAAAACAAAGCCGGUCAUGUUGGAGGGCCACACUUAUGUUGUGAAAUGAAACUUGUGGAUGUACCUGAAAUGAAUUAUUUAUCAACUGAUAAACCAUAUCCUCGUGGUGAACUAUGUUAUCGUGGACCACAUUGUUUUAUUGGUUAUUACAAAGAUGAAGAAAAAACAAAAGAAGCCAUUGAUUCUGAAGGAUGGGUUCAUACUGGUGAUAUCGCUUAUGUUGAUGAGCGUGGCGCAUGGACUAUAGUUGAUCGCAAAAAAAACAUAUUCAAGCUUUCUCAAGGAGAAUAUGUUGCCCCUGAAAAAAUCGAAAACGUUUAUAUUAAUUCUCCUUUGAUAGUACAAAUAUAUGUACAUGGAGAUUCUCUUCGUAAUUAUCUUGUAGCAGUUGUUGUACCAGAUCCCGAAACUUUUGUACCUUGGGCCAACGUGUUAGUUAAAAAAAAUGUUUCAUUGGGAGAUGAAAAAGGAAUGGAGAGUUUAAUUAAUGAUCCGGAAGUUCGUAAAGAAUUUUUAAAAGAAAUGGAUAAAGUUGGACAAAAUGCCAAACUCAGAGGAUUUGAAUUUGUAAAAGCUAUUCAUCUUACGAAUGUACCAUUCUCUGUUGAAAAUAAUCUUCUCACUCCUACGUUAAAACUUAAACGUCAUGAAGCUCGACAAACUUUCCAUAAAGUGACUGAUAAGUUAUAUUCCGAGAUUGAAUCUAGUGUUAAAGCAAAAUUGUAAAAGAUGAUUUUCCAUGUCAACUGAAAAGGACAUUGAUGAUUUUUAAGAAUAUUUAUUUUUCUAUUAUUUAUUUAUUUGGAGACUUUUGUUAUUAAAUUUAAAUAAACAUAAUUUCUAUUUCAUGCAAACCCUAAAGCCUGGUCUUUUUGUUAUAUAAUAUUACGUAAUUAGUAAAUCAUUCCAAUUUCAAUACGCACUCCAAAGUUUCAUUUGCGAUUUAAGCCGUAAGUACACUUACUUUACAUUUUUACAUUUUCAUUUACAAACUUCGGCGAAAAUAAUAGCGGUUAGUUUUUUUUUAAUGUCAUGAAUAAAACUUUAUGAAA